Cylicocyclus nassatus is the source of this 618-nucleotide messenger RNA. The record is from the annotation of a GenBank genome assembly. NCBI's taxonomy places the organism in Eukaryota, Metazoa, Nematoda, Chromadorea, Rhabditida, Strongylidae.
AUGGCUUUGCUCCGAUCGCUUCUUCCUCUUAAACUCCCGCCCGUGGAACGCUGCGUUUCCGCACAGGCAACACUAUUUUCCCAGUUUAUGACCAAUGAGUUAUAUGGUAUGACAUUACUAAUGACUUAUAUGUGUGCGGUGAGACGAUCCGCUGCUGUGGCCGUGGGUUUCCGAGAAAACUGCUUCAUGAAGCCGGGUGGCGGAUGCAAAUGCGACAUUAAAGAUGGAGCGAUAGAUACUUUGAUAGAAUUUGCUACAGAUGAUGAAUGCAAGAAGCCCAUUGAGAUGGUUACAGCCGAGAAUAAGAAGAAUCUCGCUAAGGAGAUUCAACAGAAAUUUGGAGGAUUCAAGGAUAACUGUUUCCCAAAACCAUCCGGGGGUUGCAAGUGCAAUGUUGAUAUGGGAUUUGGAGAAGAAACUAGGAAAGAAUUUUCUAGCAAUGCCGAUUGCAAGAAAAGCAUUGAAAGUAAGUCUCAGAUUAGAAUAAGAAGGACAAAGGCCGAAAAUAAGAAAGAGUUGAAUGAAGAGAUUAAAGAAAAAUUUGGAGAUUUCAAGGAAAACUGCUUCCCAAAGCCAGCUGGGGAUGCAGAUGCAACGACGGGACGCACAAUGAAAUGA